Molecule: messenger RNA, 1689 nt
Organism: Gaeumannomyces tritici R3-111a-1
Lineage: Eukaryota; Fungi; Ascomycota; Sordariomycetes; Magnaporthales; Magnaporthaceae
Product: acetolactate synthase
Exons: 4
Coding region: 1-1689 (562 amino acids)
Biological process (GO): butanediol metabolic process; L-valine biosynthetic process
Cellular component (GO): acetolactate synthase complex
Molecular function (GO): acetolactate synthase activity; flavin adenine dinucleotide binding; thiamine pyrophosphate binding
Source: RefSeq, a predicted model, not a curated record
AUGGCUUCCCAACAAAACACCGUCCAGGUCGUUAUCGACUCCCUCAAAGCCGCAGGCGUCACCAUCGUGUUUGGAGACAGCGUCUUCAACGCCCUCGUCGACCACCCCGAGAUCAAGGUGGUGGUCUGCCGCCAUGAGCAAAACGCCGCCUUCAUCGCCGGCGCCGUCGGCAAGCUGACGGACCGGCCCGGCGUGGUCAUCGUCACGUCCGGGCCCGGCACCAGCAACCUGGUCACGGGCCUCGUCACCGCCACCGACGAGGGCAGCCCCGUCGUCGCCAUCGCCGGCAGCGUCAGGCGCGUCCAGUCGGCCCGCCGCACCCACCAGAGCCUGCAGGGCGUCGAGCUGCUGCGGCCGGUAACCAAGAAGGUCGUCGCCGCCCUCGUCGAGGACCAGGUCGCCGAGCUCGUCGCCGACGCCUUCCGCGUGGCCGCCACCUUCCCCCGCGGCGCCACCGCCGUGAGCCUGCCCAUCGACAUCAUGUCCUCGACGUCCCUGACCGCCUUUCCGGCCCUGCCCGCCUCCACCUUUCGCCCUCCCCAGCUGGGGCCGGCCCCCAACGCCCUGCUGGCCAGGACGGUCGAGAUGCUGGGUCGGGCAAAGUUCCCCGUCUUGUUCCUGGGCAUGCGCGCCUCGAGCGCCCGCGUGGUCGAGGCAGUGCACGCCUUGCUCCGGCAGCACCCCAUCCCCGUCAUCGAGACCUUCCAGGCCGCGGGCGCCAUCUCGCGCGAGCUGGCGCACCUCUUCUACGGCCGCGUCGGCCUGUUCCGCAACCAGGCCGGCGACCGCCUGCUCGCCCGGGCCGACCUCGUCCUCGCCAUCGGCUACGACGAGGCCGAGUACGACUCCAGCCAGUGGAACCCGACCCCGGGCCGUUUUGAUAUUAUACACAUGGACUACCAACCCGCCAACGUGGGGCCCAACUACGAGCCCGCCGUCGAGCUCGUCGGCUCGCUCGUGGAGAACCUGCGCUCCCUGACGGCCCGCCUGGCCGACGCCGGCGUCGCGGUCGCCCGGCCGCAGGACACGGACGACGGCAGGCACAUCUUUGAGGACUUUCACGCGUGGGAGAGCAGCGAGAAGGCUGUCGGUCGUCCGGCCGAGGGGCCUGUGCAUCCGCUUCAGUUCAUCCGGACGCUGCAGGAUCUCAUUGCCCCCGAGUCGGUCGUGACGUGCGAUGUGGGCAGCGUGUACAUCUACAUGUGCAGGUACUUUUACUCGUAUACGCCCAAGACCUUUUUGGUCUCUAAUGCCCAACAAACCCUCGGCGUUGCGCUUCCAUGGGCCAUCGGCGCGUCGCUGUCGCAGGAUCCCCCCUGCUCCAAGAAGGUGGUGAGCAUAAGCGGCGACGGCGGCUUCCAGUUCAGCGGGCAGGAGCUCGCGACGGCGGUGCUGCAGGGCUGCAAGAUCGCGCACUUCAUCUGGAACGACAGCAAGUACAACAUGGUGGAGUUCCAGGAGGUGGACAAGUACGGCCGCAGCGCGGGCGUCGAGCUCGGCGGCGUCGACUUUGUCAAGUACGCCGAGGCCUACGGCGCCCUGGGCUUGCGGGCCAGGACCCCGGCCGAGCUGGAGGGGGUGGUGCGCGAGGCGCUGGCGCACGACGGCGUCUGCCUCGUCGACGUCGAGAUCGACUACUCGUCCAACCACGAGCUGAUGCAGCACGUCAUUGCUGAUAGUGUGGUGUGA